CGUCGACGCAUGCUCAAAUCGACCAUCGUAAUAUCCGCUGUGUCUACGUGCGGCGGCCAUAACACACUUCCGUUGUUCAAGGGUAUCUGAAGAAACCAGGCGAGACAACAUGUACCGGUUUGCUAAAGCUGCAGUUAACGUUACCGGUCAGGCCGUGCGGCAGGUGAGACAUGGAUCCACCACCCGCCAGGACUUCCACUCCAAGUAUGGCAACGCCCUGAUGGUCAGUGGGGCUGUCUUCUGCACAGCUGUGUGGUCAUAUGUGCUGACUCAGACUGGCAUCACCUGGAAUUUCUCACCAGUCGGAAAGGUCGCACCCAAAGAUUGGAGAGAGUCCGAGGAGUGAAGAGCCGCCAUGACAGACCUGCUUCUCACCUAAUAAACCUUCUGGUUGUACAGAUGAAUAAUGGAUAUCUGUGUGUUCAGACAGUGAAUGCCUAUGCUUAUUCCAACAUGUUACUUUGUGCAAAUAAAUUAAAUGUGAUUCUA
Molecule: messenger RNA, 489 nt
Organism: Toxotes jaculatrix (banded archerfish)
Lineage: Eukaryota; Metazoa; Chordata; Actinopteri; Toxotidae
Product: cytochrome c oxidase subunit 7B, mitochondrial
Exons: 3
Coding region: 110-346 (78 amino acids)
Biological process (GO): mitochondrial electron transport, cytochrome c to oxygen
Source: RefSeq, a predicted model, not a curated record